Messenger RNA from Spathaspora passalidarum NRRL Y-27907, 1762 nucleotides. It is a transcript of the gene WOR2, whose product is annotated as Zn(II)2Cys6 transcription factor WOR2. Lineage: Eukaryota; Fungi; Ascomycota; Pichiomycetes; Serinales; Debaryomycetaceae. Gene Ontology annotation, biological process: regulation of DNA-templated transcription. The record is from RefSeq and is a predicted model, not a curated record. The transcript has a single exon. Bases 70 to 1407 code for a protein of 445 amino acids. Gene Ontology annotation, molecular function: DNA-binding transcription factor activity, RNA polymerase II-specific; zinc ion binding.
AGAACAUUAUCUGCAUAUACAGCAUAUUUAACUUUCCCUCAUCAUCAUUACCAUCCACAUCCCUAAGCAAUGACACAGUUACCAUCGGUGUCGGAAUUAAUGACAUCAACCAAAGUUCCUUCACCAGAAACCACCCCAGCCCAAUCCAACCACCUUCCGGCAAUAGCAACAACAAAUAUUGAUCCGGUCAAUGUUUCCCCAAUAUCGCCUGUCCGGAAAAUAACGCCGCGAUCGUCGGCAUCCAGUUUUUCAAAUUAUACAUCCAGUCUACCGCCUCCAGUUCGUCGACUCACUGAAUCAUCAAUAUAUAGCAGCAGUGGGAAUAAUAGUAGCUCCAGCAACAACAACAACAACAAUAAUAAUAAUGGCGGCAAUGGAGGUGCAGUAGGUGGUGCCGGUUCAUCAUCUAUUGUCAUGGGUCAGUCAAGUUCUAGCGAAAGUUCCACUCAGGGUACGCGUUCAAGUUUUCUGACUUUGCAACCACCACCACAAAUCAUUCCAGGAACUACUGCUUCGUCUUAUCCUCCACCUCAUAGACCUAUAAAUAAUGGUUAUAAUAAUACCAGUCCCUUAAGCCAACAACCUCCACCCAUGCCUAUGCCUCCAUUACAACAAGGUGGUCCAAGUCCCAAUGGAAGUUUACCACCACCACCUCAACUGCAUUUACUUCCACCAGGAGUAGUGGCUCAACCUGCAUAUCCUCAUUAUUACUAUUAUCCCCCUCCCCCUCAAAUGGGACCUCCACCUCCGCAAGGGUUGGAACAUUAUUAUUCCAUGGCUCCAGGUCAAGGACAACUACCACCUCAGAUUUCACCACCUCCACCAGGGGCAGCUUAUAUGGGCCAACCAGGUGGACCACAAGGAGGCCCACUUCCACCACAAAUGUCACCACCACCACCACACUUGACUACCGGAUAUUAUGUCUCUCCACCAGGUUACAUUCCUCAGUCACUUCUUCCUCCCCAUGUUGCCGCGCAAUAUGAGGAAAACAACGCUCUUAUGAACAAGAGAAGAAUCAUUAAGCGUCGUACUCGUACUGGAUGCUUGACCUGUCGUAAGCGAAGAAUUAAGUGUGAUGAACGUAAACCUACUUGUUUCAAUUGCGAAAGAAGUAAGAAGUUAUGUUUAGGUUAUGAGAAUUUGCAUAAUUUGCAACCAAGAAGACGUAACCGUGAUACAAGUUUAGAUCUUAGUGAUCAUGACAACAAGCCUGAUAAUGAGAUGGUUGACGAAGAUGAAGCAAAUAGACGUACUACAAAAGCAGUUAGCACUUCAUCAAUCCCAACACCCGAUGGAAGGUUGAGCGAUAGAGGAUCAGCUGAGUCCAAUGGGGUUACAUUACCGCCACCUAUACCAAGUUAUUAUCGGCGCGAGAGUAAAGUAUCAGUCCAUGACUUGAUCAAGUAGCAUAUAAAGUGUAUUAUUACCAAUGUAUCAAUAUGUACCUUUUUCUUUUAGAGACAAAUCGUACGAGUAAAAUUGUAGACCUGAAUUAGUUGAAAAUUUACACGAUAAUUUCACUGUCAUAGGUUCCAAUUUCACCUGGAAGCCAUUGACCGAGUCGAAAGAAUGUAUUUGGGUUGCAAUUGUAAUGUUGUCCUGCAGCUCAAAUAGCGCAACUCACCUCGGUAGAUCGACCUGUGGCACGAUGCAAGUAAUAUUGGUGACGUUCUCAGCCCAGAAAAAAAGAAAAAAUCGCGGCAAUCGCAGCGGGUGCCGGCCUAAAUGCAUGUGCGGAAAUCAAUUACCACAUAGUUUAACC